AUGUCUACGUUCUCUGGGAAAGCCAUUGCGAUCACAGGCGCGGCUUCCGGAAUGGGCCUGGCAACAGCACGUCUGCUCGCAUCUCAAGGGGCACACAUCUCCGUUGGAGAUAUUAACACCGACGCUGCCAGAUCAGUAACAGAGUCUCUUCCAGGCGGUCUUGAGCAGCACAUGUACACAUUUGUCGACGUACAGAGUGCCAAUUUGGUCAACACUUGGAUCGAGGCUACAGUGGAAAGAUUUGGCACAUUGAACGGGGCAGUGAACAUGGCGGGAAUCAUUGCAAAGGCCAAGCCAAUUGUGGAUGUUACGGAUGAAGAUUGGGAUCUUACAUUUGCUGUGAACACAAGGGGUGUGUUCAACUGCCUGAAAGCGCAGAUCAAAGCGAUGAGCGGUGUUGGAGGGUAUAGUAUCGUUUCUGCAGCAAGUGUCUUUGGUCAAUUUGGUGCACCAGGAAACUCCGUGUAUUGCGCUAGAAAAGCUGCUGUCGAGGCACUUAGUAAGACUGCUGCUAAAGAAAACCCACAUAUCAGAAUCAACUGUGUGGCACCUGGCUCGGUGAAUACUCCUAUGUCGCAAGGCGAGGAUCCCGAGGAUGUGAAGAGAGGCUUACAAGUGACCAUUUUGAAGAGGAGAGCUGAGCCGGACGAAAUAGCAAACGUUAUCGCUUUCUUACUAAAUGAGAGCCUCGAUAAAAUCAAGCAUAGAGGACCAGAUGCAAAAGGACAAUGGAUUAGCAAAGGUCAACGGGUUGCUCUUGGCCACAAUCGCCUGGCAAUCGUGGAUCUAAACCCUGAAGCAGAGCAGCCAUUCCAUGAUCUAGAUGGGAAUAUACAUGCUGUUGUUAACGGCGAGCUGUAUGGCUACGAGAAAAUUAGGGAUGAAAUGAGUCUCCGGGGCUACCAGUUCCGCAGCAAAUGUGAUUCUGAGAUUGCAGUUGCGCUAUACAAAGAGUACGGACUUUCGUUUUUGUCGCAUUUGCGGGGCGAGUUUUCACUCUGUCUUUAUGACUCUCAAUCCCAAACAUUCAUUGCGGCUUGUGAUCGUUAUGCUAUCAAGCCGCUUUACUACACAACCUCAAAUGGCAUGCUACUUAUCGCGUCGGAAGCCAAAGCCUUCCUCCCGUUUGGAUGGCAACCCAACUGGGACGUGCAAAGUAUCAAAGAUGUUGGUUGGCUAUGCGAUCGACGAACUAUUUUUCAGGGUGUACAGAAGAUAUUACCAGGUUACUAUCUCACUUGCACAUCGUUCAGCACUGUUUCCCAGUACAAGUACUGGGAUCUAGACUUCAAAGACAAACGCGAAGUGGAGACGCGAACAGAAAAAGAAAUGAUUCAAGGUGUACGAGAACGUUUACUCGAGGCGGUGAGAGACCGACUCCGCGCAGAUGUACCUAUUGGUGUCUUCUUGAGCGGUGGUGUUGACUCAAGUGCUAUUGCUGGGAUGGUGAAGCAUCUCAUGGAUACAGAAGGCGCCCAGUUGGGCACAGCACCGCCGUCAGAGAGAAUCAAUUGCUUUUGCGUCAAAUUCAUGGAUGAAGAACACGAUGAAGAGCCCAUUGCACGACGCACCGCAGAGUGGUUAGGCGUCAAGAUGCACAAUGUGGAGAUGACUGAAGAAGUCUUCGCUACCAACAUCGAAAAUGCUGUCUGGCAUAAUGAGGUCGCGGUAACAGACCUCGGCACAGUCGGGAAGUUCUUACUCUCGAAACUCACAUCCGACGCGGGGAUAAAAGUCGUUCUUACUGGUGAAGGGUCGGAUGAGCACUUUGGCGGGUAUCGAGAGCUCUUGACUGACUUCGUCCGAGAGCCAGACCCAUCUUCGCCUGAUUCUGGGCUUUCGGAGGAGGAUCGUAUACGCACUCUCAAAGAUUUGGACGGGAACGACUAUUCUGGAAAUGAACCACCGACAGCUGCAACACCUCGGAAACAAAUCAACGAUACCUCAUUCGUCGGCUUCACCCAAUCUGCCUCGCUCACGGACAGCCUGUUUGCUCCGUGGAUAUUUGACGAAUUCGGCAAGAGCGACAAGCGUCUGGCAGCUGUGAACUCUCUCGAUGGCCGGACUCGUACACUUAUGGCGAACAAGUGGCACCCACUCCAUACCUCAUUAUACAUAUGGAUCAAAAGUACACUCGCGAACGGCUUACUUACAGUAUUGGGCGACCGCUGUGAGAUGGCACAUAGCUUAGAAGGACGGCAACCCUUCCUCGACCACCGCCUCACCGAGUAUGCCGUAGCCUUACCCCCAAGUGUGAAGAUACACUGGGACCCGAACUCCCGCACUUUCAGUGAGAAGUGGAUUCUAAAAGAAGCGAUGAGACCUUUCAUCACCGAUGAGCUAUAUGCGAGGAAGAAGCAUCCAUUCUCCGCACCGGUCAAGUAUAAACCGAAUGGGCCUGUGCACAAGUUUUUCGAAGGGCUGAUUACGAAAGAAAAUGUUGAGCGAUUGGGCUUUCUGGAAUGGGAGAAUUGCAAGAGUUUGGUGGAUGAUGCAAUCUUUCAUGCUGAACGACCGAAAUAUAGCCAGAUGAUACUCGUGGGUCAGUUUAUCAUCUUGCAGAAGGGAUUUGGUGUGAAGAAGGCGUCCCCUGAGCUCAUUACUAAAGAGCAGUACGAGCUUACUACCUAA
Molecule: messenger RNA, 2631 nt
Organism: Cucurbitaria berberidis CBS 394.84
Lineage: Eukaryota; Fungi; Ascomycota; Dothideomycetes; Pleosporales; Cucurbitariaceae
Product: glutamine-hydrolyzing asparagine synthase
Exons: 7
Coding region: 1-2631 (876 amino acids)
Cellular component (GO): cytosol
Molecular function (GO): asparagine synthase (glutamine-hydrolyzing) activity
Source: RefSeq, a predicted model, not a curated record